Tetrahymena thermophila SB210 is the source of this 558-nucleotide messenger RNA. RefSeq lists its product as hypothetical. The record is from RefSeq and is a predicted model, not a curated record. Lineage: Eukaryota; Ciliophora; Oligohymenophorea; Hymenostomatida; Tetrahymenidae. The transcript has a single exon.
AUGACUACUAAUAAAAAAUCAAGUAGAAAGCAGACCCUUGAUUGUGAUUGGUCACAAUUUUAAGAACAUUUAAAAGCAAAUAUUCCUUGGAUAGUUUAUGAUUUAAAGGUUGAAAAUAAUAAAUAUUUAGUUUCUAAAAGUAGUAUGAAUAGAUAUGUUUCAAGAGAUGAUAUUUAAAAGUGGUAAAAUGAAAAAUUAUUAUACAUUAUUAAAGAAAAUGAUGAUAAAUGGUAUUCUAUAUUAUUGAGACAUUAAUUUCCCGAAAAAGAGGAAGUUGAAGAAUCAGCUGAGUAUGUUCCAUUAAAAUACUAAAAGCAUGGAGGGAUAAAGAAUGAUGAAAAACCUAAUAUUACUAAGGAUAAUCCUCAAGCGUUAAAAGAAAUUAUGAAGAGGGAAAGCAAUCAAGCUAAAGAUAAAAAUAAGAAUGAUUAAAAAUUAAAUAAAGAUAAUCAAUAAAGCGAGUUUAAAAUAGUUAACUAGUUUGUAUUUGAAGGAAAUGAUGAGCUUAAAAGAAAAUUUAAAACUUAAUAUGAUAUUUUUGAAAAAGAAAACAAAUGA